AUGGAAUACAGGGCACUAAUAAUUCUAAACGAUUUUGGCCAGCCUGAAUUUGUUUUACCUGCUUGUCUUCCAGCAGCAGCGUCCCCGUAUGGGCAACUUCUGAGCGGAUCAGCGGUGCUGGGAAAUACUGACUGCGGUGCGCUCGCCGCAGCAUCGGUAGUUUCGGAAAACGUAACCAGUGGAAUAAGCGCAACAAAUCAUCUGUGUGUGUCAGCGGCCGAUCGUCUUGAAGCAAGUGGUUGCGAAACGCCGUUAGAUUUAAGCAAAGUGAAAUUGGAGAGGUUUCUGUUUCUUCUUGUACGUGGUUGCAGCAUAAAGAUAUCAACUGAUUAA
Gongylonema pulchrum is the source of this 333-nucleotide messenger RNA. NCBI's taxonomy places the organism in Eukaryota, Metazoa, Nematoda, Chromadorea, Rhabditida, Gongylonematidae. The record is from the annotation of a GenBank genome assembly.